Messenger RNA from Magnolia sinica, 4073 nucleotides. RefSeq names its product probable glycosyltransferase At5g03795. The transcript has 6 exons. NCBI's taxonomy places the organism in Eukaryota, Viridiplantae, Streptophyta, Magnoliopsida, Magnoliales, Magnoliaceae. The coding region runs from base 1628 to 3604 and encodes 658 amino acids. The record is from RefSeq and is a predicted model, not a curated record. Gene Ontology annotation, molecular function: glycosyltransferase activity.
CAUAAGUUAAAAAGUUUGUUUUUAUCAUGAUAUAAUUGCGAAAAGUAAUAAAAAAAACUUUAGGUAUUUGUUAUCUAAAUAUAUUUAAAAUUUUAAUUUACAAAAAAUAUUUUUAAAUAUUUUUAUUUCCUCUAGAUUCUCCCACUAAUACCUUGAGAAAACCUCAAAAUUUGAAAAUCUCCCAAGAAAUAUCUGGGUGGAGAAAUUGCCAAGAACGAGAUUUGUCACUAUGUGUACACCGUAAGUCUAUCCCUACAUUUCAUCAUCAUUGUUAGAGAACGCAACCAUGUGUGUACGUGCAAAGCACCAUACCAGUGGAGUGUUCGAGUGCACAGCAGCCGUGUGUGUACAUGUAGAGAACUGUACUAAUUUGUAUCUUAUUAUCUUAUUUUGAUUUGAUUCUAUUGUUCUCUCAUUGUAAACAAGUGUUUAUCUCAAUUUAAACAAGUGAUAAUAAAUAAAGGACUUGAGGAGCAAAGAGUUAUGAAAUUUAUGUAUUUUUCCCUCAUCCCACGACUUCUCUACUUCUUCCUUUCUCUUCUCUCAUCUGGUUUCACCUACAAUCACCAUUCAAUUGUGCGCGCGCAGGCCUUAAAGCGAACUCCAACUUAUAGAACUUGGAGAUCUACAUUGGAUUAGCGAUUGCGCAUUGCCCAAAACAAGAAACCUUUGCCAAUAAGCAAAAUGCUUCAUUUUUCCUUCCCAAACUAUUGGAAAAACAUCCUUUGGACAAAAGAUGGCAUACCGGCAUGAUUCGCUGGGCUGAUUGCAAACGGUGUUCUUCCAUGGUGAAAACAAUCCUCACUUGGGGGUGACUUUGUAUGGACCCAAUCGAGUGAAUGUUGGCAUACACAAUUUCCCUUUCUCAUGAUCCAAUCAUCCAAAGUAGGGGAUAACUUAAUUUUUCACAUUCUACCUUAUGGUCAAGGGACUAACAAUAUAUGUAGUAUGAUGGAUGCUCGCUUUAAUUGAGAUUGAAGAGCAUCCAUCAUACUAGUUUUGUCCAAUGUGCCAACAACACCUGUUGUGCACACUCAUGUACUGAUGAGAGAACAUCAAUCUCUAACCAGCCAUGAUUUAACCAGUCACUACUGAGCGGUCAUCCAAUACCAUUACAAUCUUACUUGAUGUAUUGCCUAAGCGCAUCAUCAGUUGUGAAAUUGUUGUUGGUGCCACAGAAUUGCAAGACCAAGUCUCCCCCUAGCAUCAUUGCCCGAAUCAAUGCACUUGGCUUACUACAAUGUCAUCAGGGGACACCCAACUACACUGUUGUGCAAACUCAUGUACUACUAUGACCAUCCAUCUUUGACCAACCAUGACUUAACAAGUCACUCUUAAGUUGUCAUCCAAUACCAUGACAAUCUUACUUGAUGUUGCUGCCUAAGCACAUCAUGGAUUGCAAAAUCAUUCUGAUGCCAAGGAACUGCAAAACCAUGUCUCAUCAGGGACUCGUUGAAAGAGGAGCCCAUCAUUGGGGAUGUGAGCUUGGGGAGGCACUCUAUUAUGGGGUUUCGUUGCUUAUCUUCAACAGGCAAGGGUCUCCUUCAUCCAAGAGGUAAUUUUGCAGGAUUGAAAGGGGUUGAAAUUUGAUAUCUCAGCUACUCGAAAUUAGAGUUAUUUUAGCAGCAUGGAGUAUUUUACUCAAUGUCAAAAGCUUUGUCAAAUAGAAACCAGGAGAAUGGUUAUUGUGAUGGGGCUAAUAGCAUCUGCCAUUUUAGUUUUUCAGUCUCUCGCUCUUACAUAUGGAAAUGCUUUGUCAUCUCCGUUUCCGGCUGGUAAGGUUCCCAUACUACUUGCAAAAGGUAGCCUGGGGAGUGAAGAUUCUUCUCCUAAAUCUCCUCGUGAGCUCCCCCUUUCAAAUGAUUCAAUAAACACUAAGGAGUCAUCUGCUGUUGGAGUGGUAAAAUGGACUGGAGCUUCUGAUAUGGGGAGAGGAACUGAGCAUGUUAAUGAAAGAAAAGAAAAUGAUGGAGACCCAGAUAGUGAAUCUGUGUUGGAGAAUGAUGGUGACCCAGAUGAGGAUUUUUUGCUGGAUGAGGAUAGAAAUCCAGAUGGAGAGUUUUUAGAUGAGGAAGUUGUAGACCAGGGUAAUGGUUUGACACAAGAGAAGGUUAGAGACCCACAUAAUAGUUCUACACUAGAAAAAGCUGGAGAUGAAGAGAAUGGGCUUUCACUGGAGAAGGAUGCAAAACCAGGAAAAUCAGAUGCAAAUUCCUUCAAUUCUGUUGUACCUGCUGCCUCCGACAUACCUUCAAUGGGCAAGCAGGCAACAGAAAUGCUUCUUCCAAAGGGUAAAAAUUCAGAGCUAGGGCAAAGUGUUUCGCCUUCUUUGGAUGAUGAUUCCAUAAUAGUUAGUAUUCCUGUGAGAAAGAACAUGAAGCAAGUGAUGCCACGUAUUCCAAUAUCCCUGAUGAACCGUAUAUUGCAACGGAAUCGUGUUUCAUCCCGUUCAAUGAGACCACGGUGGUCAUCUGCACAUGACCAGGAGCUUUUAUCCGCAAGAAAACAGAUUCAGAGUGCUCCUAUUGUGAGGAACAACCCUGAACUAUAUGCUCCUGUUUUUCGGAAUGUUUCCAUGUUUAAAAGGAGCUAUGAGUUGAUGGAACACGUGCUCAAGGUAUAUGUUUACAAGGAAGGUAAAAAACCCAUAUUCCAUACUCCAAUGCUUGGAGGAAUUUAUGCCUCUGAGGGAUGGUUUAUGAAGCUGAUGGAGGGAAACAAACAGUUUGUCGUGAAGAACCCCAGAAAAGCCCACCUGUUUUACUUGCCUUUUAGUUCACGUUUUCUACAGCAUGCUCUAUAUGUACCUGGAUCACAUAAUCGGAGGAAUCUAGCAGCACACUUGAAGAAUUACAUUGAAAAUAUAGCUAUGAAGUAUCCUUUUUGGAACAGAACUGGUGGGGCAGAUCAUUUUCUUGCUGCCUGCCAUGACUGGGCACCAUAUGAGACAAGGCACAAUCUGGACCGUACCAUCAGAGCCCUCUGCAAUGCCGAUCUGAACGAAGGCUUCAAGAUAGGGAAAGACGUAUCUCUCCCAGAGACAUUUGUGCGUAAUCAACAGAAUCCACUGAGGGAUCUUGGAGGCAAACCAGCUUCCAAGAGGCCAACUCUCGCCUUCUUUGCUGGAAACAUGCAUGGGAGGGUCCGUCCCAUCCUACUUCAGUACUGGGAGAACAAAGACCCCGACAUGAAAAUUUUUGGCCCGAUGCCACGCGGGCCCAAGCGUAAAACGACAUAUAUCCAGUACAUGAAAACCAGCAAGUACUGCAUCUGCCCAAGGGGCUAUGAAGUCAACAGUCCACGAGUGGUCGAGGCCAUCUUCUAUGAAUGUGUUCCAGUGAUCAUAUCGGAUAACUUUGUGCCACCAUUUUUUGAGAUCUUUGAUUGGGAAUCGUUUUCGGUCUUUGUGGCGGAGAAGGACAUUCCAAUGUUGAAGGACAUACUCCUAUCAAUCCCAGACAAGAAGUACCGGACCAUGCAGAUGAGGGUGAAGAAAGUGCAGCAGCAUUUUCUAUGGCACAGCAAGCCUGUGAAGUAUGACAUAUUUCAUAUGACUCUUCACUCAAUCUGGUAUAACAGAGUGCAUCAGGUAAAAACCAGGUGAGGGGGUAGAGAUAUUUGGAUUUGGUGGAUUUUGGGAGAGAGGGAAAAACAACUCAAUGAGGGAAGAGCUUCAGAUAUAUGGGUUUUAUUUGUGUUUGAUCUUUUGGCCUUGAAUGACCCUCAUAUGAUAUCAAAGUCUCUCUCUGGAGUGGACAGAAGCUAGUAGAAGGAAGCAAGAAAGGAAAUCCCUGGGUGAUAACAGAAAUUCAUGGGAAAGGGAGAAUUGGAAAUUCAUGGGUGAUAACGGAAAGGAAACUGGGCUUGAAUGUGUACAAAGUAGAGUGAAGAAAGUGGGAAAUGUCAAGCCCACUUGAGUUGGAUGUGUAGUUGUGUACCAUCAAGAUUCUCUUUUUGUAUGAUAUUAUCUUAUCUUGGUUUUUUAGGGCAUGUUUGUAUUUGUUAAAACCAUUAUGUGAAUAUCCAUGAAAUGGAAAAUUGUGUAUACUACAGGAAAUCUGUGUUUGGUUUGU